AGGCGGUGCCCGGCGCCGGGCGCGCCCCCGCCGCGGCGCGCAGGAGGGCCGGCGGCGGAGGCGGAGGCGGCGCUCCGCAGAAGAGGCCCUCCCGGACGCCCUCCGGCCUGCCUGCCCCGAAGCGCGCGGCCACGGCCUACGCGUUCUUCGCGCUGGAGAGGAGGCCGGCGCUGCUGGAGCGCCGGCCCGAGCUCGCUGGGCGGCCGGUGGAGCAGCAGCGGCUGCUGAUCGAGGAGUGGAGGGCGCUCGGCGACGGAGGCCAGGCGCCCUACGUCGGGCUGGAGGCGCAGGACUUGUCGCGCUACAGCGCCGAGUUGGAGGCGCUCCGCGCUCGCGCCCUCGCCAAGCAGCAGGAGGCGGUGGUCGAAGGCGGCUGCUGAAGACGGCGAGCUUGCCAAGCUGGCGCCAGCCUGGCAUGCGGACUCCACGGCGGCUUGCGGCGGGAA
Prorocentrum cordatum is the source of this 446-nucleotide messenger RNA. The record is from the annotation of a GenBank genome assembly. NCBI's taxonomy places the organism in Eukaryota, Dinophyceae, Prorocentrales, Prorocentraceae.